Rhododendron vialii is the source of this 1742-nucleotide messenger RNA. RefSeq names its product xanthotoxin 5-hydroxylase CYP82C4-like. Bases 54 to 1643 code for a protein of 529 amino acids. Gene Ontology annotation, biological process: defense response to other organism. Gene Ontology annotation, molecular function: iron ion binding; oxidoreductase activity, acting on paired donors, with incorporation or reduction of molecular oxygen; heme binding. The transcript is spliced from 3 exons. The record is from RefSeq and is a predicted model, not a curated record. Lineage: Eukaryota; Viridiplantae; Streptophyta; Magnoliopsida; Ericales; Ericaceae.
UGAACUACAGACUAUAAUCAUUAUUAACUCACCGACUCUCUCUCUCUCUUAAAAUGGAUUUUCUCCCUCUGCUUGAAGCGACUGGAAUACUUCUAGCCUUACUUCUAUUCUACAACCUGUGGUGGUCGAAAACAUAUACGAAUAAGUAUGCACCGGAGCCAAAAGGUGCCUGGCCGAUCAUAGGCCACCUCCAUCUUCUAGGGGGAAAAACUCCGGUUUUCCGGACUCUUGCGGCCAUGGCCGACAAACACGGGCCGAUUUUCACAAUCCGGCUCGGUUUGCGGUGUGCCCUAGUGGUGAGCAGCAAGGAAACCAUCAUGGAGUGCUUCACCACCAAAGAUCGCGCCUUUCUGACACGCCCAAAAUCUGCUGCAUUGAAAUACUUGGGGUACGAUGGUGCCAUGUCAGCGCUCGGUCCUCACGGGCCUUAUUGGCGCGAGUUCCGUAAGGUGACGACUCUCGAGCUCCUAUCCAACCGUCGCCUGGAGAUUCUGAAGCAAGUGCGAGCCUUGGAAGUGGGCUCGUGCAUCAAACACUUGUACUCGUUGUGGGUCAGACAACAAAGUAGUGUUUCCGAAAGAAGCGAGAAUUUUUUUCGACCUGGUGCCAUCAAGGUUGACAUUUCUCAAUGGUUUCGGCAUGUGACUAUGAACAUGAUACUCCGGCAAAUUGUAGGGGUGCGGUAUGGCCUUGACGAUGAUGAGAAAGACGAGGAGGCUAGGCUUUUCACAAGAGCCAUGGACCAGUUUAUGUAUCUAACUGGAGCUUUCGAGUUUUCUGAUGUGAUACCGGGCAUUGAGUGGAUGGAUUUGCAAGGACAUGUGAGGUUGAUGAAGCAAAAUGCUGAAGUGAUGGACUCUUUCAUGAGCAGAUGGCUGGAAGAACAUGUCCAGAGCAGGAAAAAUGGCCUGAUGAAAGAGGAACACGACUUCAUGGACGUGUUGUUGUCUUUAUUUCCAGAAGACGGCGUGGAAUAUGGGCACAAGUGUAGGAACAUUGUCAAGGGAGUUUCCCAGAGUCUUAUCACGGGAGGCUCUGAUACCACGACAGCUGCCAUGACAUGGGCACUUUCCCUACUCCUAAAUCAAAAAAAAUCUCUCGAACUUGUCCAACAAGAACUAGACACCCGCGUCGGAAGAGAAAGGUGGGUGGAGGAAUCUGAUAUAAAAAACCUAGACUAUCUCCGGGCCUCGGUCAAGGAAACAUUGCGACUCUACCCUCCAGGCCCCCUAUCAAUUCCCCGUGAAGCAAUGGAGGAUUGCCACGUGGCUGGCUACUUCGUUCCUAAAGGGACUCGCCUGAUCGUGAAUCUGUGGAAAUUACACCACGACUCUCGUGUUUGGACCGAUCCUCAUGAGUUCCGGCCAGAGAGGUUUCUUGAUACCAACGGGGAAGAGGAUCGAACGGGAAGGGAAUUCGCGUUCUUGCCGUUUAGUGGGGGGAGAAGAUCAUGCCCCGGGAUGACCGCGGCAUAUCAGCUGAUGCACUUGACGCUUGGUCGUUUGCUUCAGGGAUUCAAUGUCGUGAUGCGGAUGGACGAGGCAGUGGACAUGAGUGAGGGGUUGGGGCUCAGCCUGCCUAAAGCAACCCCGCUCGAAGUCCUGCUCUCCCCGCGCCUCAAAUGCGAGCUUUAUAUGCAGUAGACAUCAACGUUUGGGAUAUGUAACAAUAACUUUUUAUAAUCCUGUUAGUCUCUUUCGUUGCUUUUCGAAAUGGAACUCUAUGUUUUAAUUGUCCGGCUA